This is a messenger RNA of Paraphaeosphaeria sporulosa, 853 nucleotides long. RefSeq lists its product as uncharacterized. The record is from RefSeq and is a predicted model, not a curated record. NCBI's taxonomy places the organism in Eukaryota, Fungi, Ascomycota, Dothideomycetes, Pleosporales, Didymosphaeriaceae. The transcript is spliced from 2 exons. Bases 184 to 675 code for a protein of 163 amino acids.
CGCGGACGUGGACACGCCCCUACAUCAUCCCGCAUCGCUAGCCGAGGGGCUCACGAUGGCUUCUCCCGCGUUCGAUCUGUGUUUCUUCGCGUUAAGGAUGCAAUCAUCUCCAGCCGGUCCUCCUACCGAAGCUACCCGCCUGCGCGAUGACGCUGGCGUGGGGAACAUGCCAUCGUCAACACCAUGAAAGGCUCAGCAUCGUAUCGUGACAUUGACGUCCGAACCGUACGACGUCGUCCACGCCGGCCCUUGCCUCGCACCAAGAUAUCCCGGUGCCUAGGUCUACUGGCGCGAGGUCACGUGACCACAUUCCCUCCGGCGCUUACGACCCCGAACGAUGUAGCGGACCUUGAUCACGGCACCACGGCUCUCUCGCUACGAUCCUGUGCAUCGAGCCUACAUCUCGAAACAAGGUCUCUGCCCGUCAAGUCGCUUGGUCGCCCGAAUCCGCUAGGCAACGACAAGAGGCGGCCCGAAUGCCGCUGGUUUCGACCAAUCUCCACAAAACCACCAUGCUUCGACAAACGAGCUGAGAGUACGAAGCUCCUCGAUCCGUUCUGCCAUAGGUGGUCCGCACCUCUCAAUAGAGACGCUCUCACCACAAUAGAAACAGCGUUUAUCGUCAGAGUUGUUUCGGUGCCUUCUGUAGCAAUACUUGCCAAGGUGGCCGCAUGAACACAAGCGGAUUGUCGUACAGGGAGGAAAUGUGUCGCCCUCCUCGGGCUUGCCGUAAACCCCUUGAAGCACAGAGCGGUACUCUUAUUUCAAUGGCGCGGUCCAUAACGGCGUGGAAAUGAAAGCGUAGAAAGCAACGGCGUGAGAACUAAUGGCGCAGGAAUUAACGGCGCAGAGA